Molecule: messenger RNA, 934 nt
Organism: Colletotrichum navitas
Lineage: Eukaryota; Fungi; Ascomycota; Sordariomycetes; Glomerellales; Glomerellaceae
Exons: 1
Coding region: 327-830 (167 amino acids)
Source: RefSeq, a predicted model, not a curated record
UUGCAUUGAUGAGAACAUGAGGAUAAUUUCACCGUUCCCACCACAGUGAGUUCUGGCCAGUGUUGCGCAAAUUGUCAUCGAAUGGGCCAGGGGGACACCCUUGGAUACAAACCACAAAGACGGGCCGAGCCCAUCGAUGAGGAUAUGCUCCGCAAUACCUCUGCUUGCCGGUCACAGAGCCGAUAUACAUCUUACGGAGGACCCCUACCCAGUGCAUGUUCAAGGCUGGACGGCUUGACGACUCUCCCAAGACGCUGGCAACCAGAAGGCAUAUGCCCAACUAAAAGCAAACAGUGCAAGCCGAUCAAGAGUCUGUACUAAGGGCAAUGCCCCGAUCUUCCAGGCAGCGAACGAGAGUCUUUCAGCAAGAGAUCAGAAUGCAUCUUACUUCUUUCUGCUCGCUGAUAGCGGUAGUCUACAGUGUGUCAACACAUGUUGUAAUCAUUAUCGAGAAGGCCAUGCGAGAUGUCAUUGAACUGGCGCCCACUAUUAGACGCUGUGGAUUUUCCGCAAGUUUACUCGUUUGUGCAGCUUACUCGUUUGUGCAGCAGAAGGUUCCCGUUGUCCCCGCAAGGCACGCCCAGUCCGGACCUGGAGGGGUUGCCACCACAGAAAAGAAGGUUGUCAUUCGUCCCAUCUCAUCAAAAGGGAAGACAAGACGAAGACGGCGUGUGGCACCAGCCAUCGUCUCCCACCACCAUCCACCAAAGCUGCGAGCGCUGGGCUUCCGAGAGACGGAACUGAAACGAGCGCUCGCGGCGGGUUACCUCGGGCUCAUCCUACAACAACAGUCUCAGCUCAGCAGCGAGAACAGGAUCGGUCAAGAAUAGGUAGCAUACUACGUACGCAUGGCACGUCACGUAUCUUAGCAUAAGGUUGUGUUUGCAAUCUACCACCACGCUAGGGCUGGAUGACUAGCCAUCAAGAAAAUAGG